ACUGAGCUUCAGUGCGGCUGGGCCGCAGUUCCUCCUCGCGGGCCCCUUCCCGCCCACAGCGCCCAGGCCGGGGCGGCGGCGGCAGCGGCGGCGGGGGUCGGGCGCGCGGCCUCUCCAGCCCGCCGCCCGCCGCGGUGAUCCCGUGGCGGGGCGGGGCAGGCCCCGGCCGCCCAGUUCCUGCUUCUAUAAACGGGGCCCGCGGCUAGCGGCGCCACAGACGCGGGGCCGGCGCGAAGGAUGGGUCCACGCUGCGCAGCGAGCCUGCCCCGGGGCCGCGGCCCGCGGCGCCCGCUCCUCCCUGCCGUCCUCCCGCUGCUUCUGCUCCUGUCGCCGCCGGGCGCCGGGGCCGGCCGGCCGCCCCACAUCGUCUUCGUGCUGGCGGACGACCUGGGGUGGAACGACGUGGGCUUCCACGGCUCGAACAUCCGCACGCCGCACCUGGACGCGCUGGCGGCCGGCGGGGUGCGGCUGGACAACUACUACACGCAGCCGCUGUGCACGCCGUCGCGGAGCCAGCUACUCACCGGCCGCUAUCAGAUCCACACAGGUUUACAGCAUGAAAUAAUCUGGCCCUGUCAGCCCAGCUGCAUUCCUCUGGAUGAAAAGCUCCUUCCCCAGCUUCUAAAAGAGGCAGGCUACACUACCCAUAUGGUCGGAAAAUGGCACCUGGGAAUGUACCGGAAAGAAUGCCUUCCAACCCGCAGAGGAUUUGAUACCUACUUUGGAUAUCUCCUAGGUAGUGAAGAUUACUAUUCUCAUAAACACUGUACAUUAAUCUAUGCUCUGAAUGUCACACGAUGUGCUCUUGAUUUUCGAAAUGGUGAAGAAGUUGCAAUGGGAUAUGAAAAUAUGUACUCAACAAAUAUAUUUACCGAAAGGGCUGUAGCCCUUAUAACUAACCAUCCACCAGAGAAGCCUUUAUUUCUAUACCUUGCUCUCCAGUCUGUCCACGAGCCCCUUCAAGUCCCUGAGGAGUACCUGAAGCCAUAUGACUUUAUCCAAGAUAAGAAUAGGCAUUACUAUGCAGGAAUGGUGUCCCUUAUGGAUGAAGCAGUGGGAAAUGUCACUGCAGCUUUAAAAAGGAAUGGGCUAUGGAACAACACGGUGUUCAUCUUCUCCACAGAUAAUGGAGGGCAGACUUUGGCAGGUGGCAAUAACUGGCCCCUUCGAGGAAGAAAAUGGAGCCUCUGGGAAGGAGGCAUUCGAGGCGUGGGCUUUGUGGCAAGCCCCUUGCUGAAACAGAAGGGUGUGAAGAACCGGGAGCUCAUCCACAUUUCCGACUGGCUGCCAACGCUGGUGAAGCUGGCCGGGGGAAGCACAAACGGCACCAAGCCUCUGGAUGGCUUCGAUGUGUGGAAAACCAUCAGUGAAGGAAGCCCGUCUCCCAGAAUAGAGCUGCUGCAUAAUAUCGACCCAAUCUUUGAAGACACUUCACCAUGUCCUGGGAAAAGCAUAGCUCCAGCAAAGGAUUCUUCUUAUCCCGAAUAUUCAAUGUUCAACACAUCUGUCCAUGCUGCAAUUAGGCACAGGAACUGGAAACUGCUCACGGGAUACCCAGGCUGCGGCUACUGGUUCCCUCCACCAUCUCAUUACAAUGUUUCUGAGAUACCCUCCUCGGACCCACCAACCAAGACCCUCUGGCUCUUUGAUAUUGAUAAGGAUCCAGAAGAAAGACGGGACCUGUCAAGAGACUAUCCCCAUGUCGUCAAGCAGCUCCUUUCCCGCCUGCAGUUCUACCACAAGCGCUCAGUGCCAGUGUACUUCCCCGCACAGGAUCCCCGCUGCGACCCCGAGAGCACAGGGGCGUGGGGCCCUUGGGUGUAGGAUCUCAGGCAACCUGGGCCAGCCAGAUCGCCUGUUGCAAGUUGGACUCCAGGUCUUUAUUCGUGUGGCUCUUGUCUCAUUCGUUCUCCCAGUCUGGGUUCACCCAGGCCUUUUCUUACGCCUAAACCACACUGAGGUGUUCAAUUUCAACCCUUAGGGCAUUUAAGAAGCUGAUAAAAUCUGGAAUGUUCCUGCUGUUGGCUGGGGCAUGUGUCUAGAGGAGAGGGUGACUGAGUUCACCCCUUUUUCCUGAGCUCUGGGACAGCUGGGAACUUGAAGUAGGAACUUCCCACUGAGUCCUGGAGGCUGAAGCAGCUGGCCCUUUUUGCCUCACAAGUCAGAUGUUAGAUUUCCUUCUGCCAAUAGCCCAGUUUUAUUGGAGUGACUCAUAUUUCUUGUUACAAAUAUAGGGAGCAGAGCAUUUUUAAUGGUUCUGUUGGCCAGAGGUUCUCCCGUCUGUGAGAGAACACAUGCAUCAUCCCCUUAGCUCAGCCCGCCCUCACUCUGCCAUCACUCUUCCCACCAGGGAGCAUCUGGCCCAUUUCAUUA
Molecule: messenger RNA, 2373 nt
Organism: Manis javanica (Malayan pangolin)
Lineage: Eukaryota; Metazoa; Chordata; Mammalia; Pholidota; Manidae
Gene: ARSB
Product: arylsulfatase B
Molecular function (GO): sulfuric ester hydrolase activity
Source: RefSeq, a predicted model, not a curated record